AUGCCUUUCAAGUGCAUGAAAAUGGUCUGUCAUGAAGGAAAGCCCGUGGCUAUCCGAGAGAAGCUUUUCAAGAUUCUUACCAGGCACAUCAACAGUGCCAACACGGUGGUAGAGAUAAAACAUCUGCUCAGGUGCGGCAGAUUUAUUCAUGGUACGGUCCCUAAAGAACUCAUCUCGCGUUUUGUAAAAAUAUGUCCGACUUGUCAAGUUCGCCGGGGAGGUUCGCGCCUCACCCCUCCUAAUUCAAGAAGAAGCUCACCCCGUCUCGAGAUAGUAUCUCGUUCCCCAAAACUUCCAUCGCCACCCAUAUCAAGAUGUGAAUCCAGUCUGAACGUUCAAUUGCCGUUGGACAGGCCACAGGCGAGCUACUUGACUCAGUUUAAUGGCCACAAUAGCUGGUUGGAGAGUCAAAGGGGUAUACACCAACGGUCAAACUUGAGCCCCGGACACGCCUUUGCCAAAGCAACGCCCCCCCUGCCCAGUUCAGUUUCUGCAUUGGACUCUCCCUAUGGGGAUCUCCCAGAUCCAUCGUCACAGGUUAAUUAUAAUUCGGGUUUCGCUACUGCACAUGGCCCGUCUAGCCAUCGAGACUUUUAGAGUUCUCCAUUCGACCGGCGAAUCAUCAGAUGGGUUCGAAAUGGCCCCGACAAUAUGGUACCUUGGGUUUAUUUCUUUCUCUGUUCUUUUUCUU
This is a messenger RNA of Aspergillus nomiae NRRL 13137, 691 nucleotides long. RefSeq lists its product as uncharacterized. Bases 1 to 597 code for a protein of 198 amino acids. The record is from RefSeq and is a predicted model, not a curated record. The transcript has 2 exons. Lineage: Eukaryota; Fungi; Ascomycota; Eurotiomycetes; Eurotiales; Aspergillaceae.